Molecule: messenger RNA, 1899 nt
Organism: Symbiodinium sp. CCMP2592
Lineage: Eukaryota; Dinophyceae; Suessiales; Symbiodiniaceae
Source: the annotation of a GenBank genome assembly
AUGGCAGCAUCUUUAGUGCCAGACGUCCGUCGCGUUUGUCAACUUUGCAGUGGCGGCGAUGCACGCACUUGGUCUACCGUCCUUGCCUCCCUGGCUACACCACUGCACAUGAAUGCCGGGACAGCAAGACGCAGGUCGAUGGUGCCCUCGCUGCUCCAGCGCAUGCGAAUCCAGACGGAUUCGGAUGGAACGCCGCUGGCACAGGAGAUCGAUGAAGCUUGCACUUCGAUACUUCAGAGCUACUCGCUCUUCAUCGCUGGUGUCGUCCGCCUUGGCCGUUUGCCAGACUACGCAAUGCCCUUCGAAUUGGCCAUCGCGGCCGCCCACAGCUGUACCGCCUUGGAGGCUGCAGGGGCCCAGGAGCCGCCUGUCAAGGAGCUGCUUCGGGCUCUUGCAGAAUCGCCCGACAUCCCUGGCCAGCGCGAGGUGCAGGAGGCCCGAGAAGGAGCUUCUGAGUUCGACGUCUUUUCGCUGCUGGCAUCUUGCAUCAAGCGACGUGCAGCGAAGGUGUCCCGCACCUCGCCACUAUCCGGAGAUGGGUCAGCAUCAGCCUGGAGAACCGCUUCCGAUGGUUUCCUGCCGGCAAUCGGCGAUGAUGCCGAGGCGGAUCUCGGGGAUGGGCUUGUGCCAGCAAGGGUCCUUCUGCUCGAGAACGGCGAGGCCCUUCUGCGAGGGCUGGCCUGUGGCCGGUAUGCCUGGAUGGCCUUGAGCAGCAUCUUCGCCCCCGGAGCAUCCAAGGUCUCAGCACAGCACCGCGCAGUGCUGGGUUUGGGGCCGGAGGCGGGGCCUGUCGAGGCUGGUCGAGCCUAUCGCAAGCUCGCCAGGCAGCACCAUCCUGAUAAGGGUGGCGAUGCAGAAGCUUUCCUGCGACUUCGUGCAGCUUACAAGGCACUUGCGACAGACCCUGGAAUCGAUGACCCCGCCACGCCACCUAGGACAGGUUUGCAGUCGGCUGAGGCCGCUGGGAGUGUGGCGACUGUGUUAUCGUGGCUUCGGUCACGACGUGUGCAGCUUUCGGCCUCGACCGCGGCGGACGUUCUUGUGAAGCACGGCAGCUCGCUCGCCGGGAAGAAGGUCCUGGUUACCGGUGCCUGUAAUGGCAUUGGCUUGGCUGUGUCUCGGGCACUGCUAGAUGCAUGUCCUGAUUGCAGGCUCAUGGUGAAUGGGCGCAGCAUGGAGCGAGUCAGUGGUAUGCUUGUCAAGCUUCCGGCACAUGCACGGAGCCGUUGCGAGGCUGCGAUUGCCGAUCUUAGCAGCCUCCGAGAGGUGGAUGCGCUGAGCAAGAAGUUGGCCGAGUCUCCUCCAGAUGUAGUCGUGUGCUGCGCCGGCAUUGCGACCCUUCCGAGAUGGACGCCGACUUCAGAUGGAUAUGAGAGUCAGUUUGCUGUGAAUCACUUGGCUCAUUUCCAUUUGGUCUCCACCCUGGUGGAAUCUGCCAAGCAUAUCCGUGUUGUGAUGGUGUCAUCCGACCUACAGCGAGUGGGGCAGAAAUUUCUGCAAAUUGAUCUUGACACCAUCAACAGCAAGAGCCACUACAGCUUUAUUGGCAACUACUUGGCCUCAAAGUACUGUAACGUCCUCUUCGCACGCUCCCUGCACCAGCGGAAGGUCGAGGCUGUCAGCUGCACACCAGGUGAAGUGGCCACCGAAAUUGACCGACACCUGCCUUGGCUGAUUCGCGUUGUCUUCCGGGCCUUCAGCCGAGCGCAGACGCCGGAGCACGGUGCUGCCACCGUUGCCUAUUGCAUAGCGGCUGACGUGGUAUCUGGUGGCUUCUAUGCGCAGUGCAGGCUGACAGACCUUGAAGGCCCAGCAGAGGACAAGCUUUGGAGCUUCAGUGAGAGCCUGGUGGCUGCGGCCCUCGAACGACAGGACUCAAAUCAGAAGCGGCAAAGCUGA